CUUUCUUCUGCUCAGUUAGUUGCUCACCUGGCAACACUGCUUUCUGUAAUGGCGAAUAGAGCAAGAGCAUCUUCCGGAUCGCGUGUUUAAUUUUGAGUUACUAUUUAGCUAAUUCAUGUUAAUUAAUUAAUUGCCCCCAGAGUAGUUAUCUCUGCCUAGGACAUUUUCAAUAUCGUGUAUUAGCUGAAGUCAAGCCAUGUCGUCCGACAACAUAGAAAAACUGUAUCAAAAUUACGGUAUAUUGGCCGACGCCAAAGAAGACAUCUCCAAACAUGAAAAAGAGUACACCGAAAUUUUAGCCGCUGUGAAAGGUUCAGAUAAGGAGAAAAGAUUAGCGUCCCAAUUCAUUGCGAAAUUCUUUAACAGCUUUCCUAACCUCGCAGAGCAAGCGAUAGAAGCUCAAUUUGACCUCUGUGAAGACGACGAUGUGGCUAUACGUAAACAAGCCAUUAAAGAUUUGCCGACUCUUUGCAAAGACAAUAAAGAUCACACUCAAAGAAUUGCCGAUAUCUUGGCACAACUUCUUCAGUCCGAUGAUGCUACGGAGAUCAAUAUUGUCCAUAAUUCUUUGGUAACAAUUGUGAAGAGUGACCCUAAAGGUGCCUUAGUAGGUCUCUUUUCCCAAAUACACCAGAAUACUGAAGCGGAGGUGGUGAAUGAGAUUGUCCGAGAGAGAUGCAUCAAAUUUUUGGCCACAAAGGUCAAACAGCUUGGAAGGGAAAUUAUAAACAAAGAAGUUGAAGAAAUUAUUAUUACAGAAUGCAAGAAAAUACUUGAGGAUGUGGUGGCAGAAGAGUUUGAACACAUCAUGGAUCUCUUGACAUGGUCAAGGCUUGGUAAAACCCCAGCGGGCAAGAAGGAGCUGGUGCAAAUUGUGGCAGCAUUAGCUUUUUCCCCUGAUGAUUGGCACCCUGAAGAUACAGAACAUGUUGAAAGAAUCAUACAAUGUACUCAACAUGCAUUGCCACUGUUUUCACCUCAAGUGGAUUCCACACAGUUUGUGAACUUCUUCUGUGAUUAUGUGCUACCGAAGUGGAAAGAAAUAGCUUCACCGGAAGGAGGGUCUGACUACAAGCUGGAGCUAUUGAAGAUAUUUGCUGAAAUUACUGAACAUUGUGGAGAACUGGAGAAGCCACAGGAGAAGAUUGACACAGUUUAUGACUUGCUUAUUAACUAUUUACCUGAAGCUCCAGUUGAAGAAGAAAAUACAGAUAAAUCAGAAAGUUCCGCAGCUAAACCUGAAGACAGCAAGUCUACCCCGUCACUCCAGUUCUCUCAUGUGGAGUGCGCCUUGUUUGCCCUCCACUCUCUUUGCCGGAAAGCGCCAGAGGCACUCGGCGCUGAUGCAGCAAGGCUAAAGGCGUUUCGCUUGCGUCUACAAUAUACAGCACGCCUAACUCAAGGAUACAUCAAAAAAUUGAAGGAAGUUACUAAGGAGAAGAAGGGGGAUGACGCUAAUUCUGAAGAAAACAAGCUCAAGGUUGUAGCGUUGAAGACUACGUCCAACAUUAAUACAUUGAUCCGCGACAUAUUCAGGUCCCCGCCAAGUUUCAAGAGCAGAGUACAACUUUCAUUUUUGUCUAAAAAUACUGAAAAACAGGAGAAACAGUCGGAAACCCCGGCAGACAAACCAGACAAACAUUCACCACCCAAAAGACAUAGACCCAUUACGUUUGACAACGGUGAAGAAAAAUCUUCACCGGAAAAGCGGGCGCGCAGCGGCGACCGCAACCAAAAGAUGUACACGCCGCCCUCCGGCAAGUACAGCGCGCGCCUGCAGCGCGGCGCCGGCGCCGGCGCGCGCCCCCCGCCGCGCGGCCGCCGCGACCUGCGCGCGCCCUACCGCCGCCGCAGCCAGUACUGACGCCCGGGCUGCCCGCGCUGACCAAACAUUUACGUUUAACAUGCAACCCCCCCCUACCAAAAUGAAGAGACAAAUUCAAACUAUUCAUAAUUAAAUUUGAAAACGUAGGCAUCUGCGACGUACGUUCCUGACGAUUUUGGCAUAUAAUGAUUAAAAUUGCCGCGUAUGUUAUUCGAAAAAAAACUAAGGAUUUCUUGUGGCGCGUUUUCAGUUCACGCAUCUGUUCGUUUAAGAUGGUCUUCCUUUCUUUGUAGUUGGCAGACUUCUCUGCAGUGGCCGGGUGGCGAUGCCGAGUUGGAGACGCGGCGACCGAGAGCUGUUCGUUGUUACAGGUGCAUCGAGGUGUCCGGCAGGUCUUGUCUUUCAUUUUGUAAUGUUGUUUCAGUUCUGCUCGUACAUUUUGGAGAGCGGUCAACAAUCAGGAUGGUAUGUAAUUAAAGUUCUUUAACUUUCAUAAUGAUUAUUAGAUCUUCCCGAUAUUUAUCUUAGAAAGCUCCCGUGGAGAGUAUUAGAGUCAUGGUGGCAACUGUAUCUAUGUAAGUAUUAUUUAAAUAUGCACACUUACAUAUAUAAGCUCUGCUGGUGGUAUUCAGCAUUCGCACAGAAUCGUAAGUACGUAACAUAGUUUCAUUCAUAUUUUGAAUAUCAGUUGGAAUUUUACUGAAUUUAUUGUGUAGUUCAAAAUUAAAAUCAGUAUAUAAAAUAAUCGACGCUUAUAUUACCUCUAAAGAUACCUACAUAGGCUAUAAAGGUUCUACAGUAAAAUUGUAUGUAGGUCCAUACAAAUAAUGAUGAUGAAUCACCUAUAGAGGUAUAGGCGUUUAUCAGUACGCUUGUCUAGAAAGUGCCAGCGCUGUACAGCAUUUAAUAUGACGAUAAGACUUAAAGAAGUAUGGACUGCUCAUUAUAAAUUAACGAAGAAAAGUGUAGUCAAAUUCCAACUCAAACCUAGUCUAAACUGUUUUCCUUAGUUUUAGAACUCUAUAAUGAUUAAGCGACGGUGCCCGCUGCAUUUUUGGGAGAACUUCUUUUGGGAAAAAGAAGUAUGGCUCUUUAGGUGAUUUAAUUCAAAAUAAAAAUAUACUUUUAA
Molecule: messenger RNA, 2954 nt
Organism: Cydia pomonella (codling moth)
Lineage: Eukaryota; Metazoa; Arthropoda; Insecta; Lepidoptera; Tortricidae
Gene: cass
Product: apoptosis inhibitor 5
Exons: 8
Coding region: 197-1864 (555 amino acids)
Biological process (GO): negative regulation of apoptotic process
Cellular component (GO): nucleus
Molecular function (GO): RNA binding
Source: RefSeq, a predicted model, not a curated record